Oncorhynchus nerka (sockeye salmon) is the source of this 10849-nucleotide messenger RNA. Its product is annotated as protein KIBRA-like. The record is from RefSeq and is a predicted model, not a curated record. Gene Ontology annotation, molecular function: kinase binding; molecular adaptor activity. Gene Ontology annotation, biological process: negative regulation of organ growth; regulation of hippo signaling; regulation of DNA-templated transcription. Lineage: Eukaryota; Metazoa; Chordata; Actinopteri; Salmoniformes; Salmonidae. Gene Ontology annotation, cellular component: cytoplasm. The transcript has 23 exons. Bases 938 to 4471 code for a protein of 1177 amino acids.
CAGAGAAACACCUGUAUGACGUCAUUCAACAGCAUCGCGAGCCUUCACGACCGACCGCGGCAAGCAGUACUCUGGAGGAGAGACUGCUGCCCCUUUAAGUAACAAACGAUUACAAGUAAACAACUUCAAUGAGGAUUUAUUGGAAUUUUGCAGGAACAUUUACCGUGAAUGUGAAGAUAACUGCAUCUCAAUUCUGUGGAACGGGGUAAUUUUUGGGUAGCGCACGAGAGGGUUACUUGCUAGCUGACUGGUUAGCAUCGUUCUCGCUAACUAAACAUGGUGGCCAGUGAACGAAAAGAGCUCUAAAAUAUUUAAGAAAAGCUUAUUGUUGAAUGGUGAGACAUUGUUGUAACCUUUUUACACAUACUAAAAAUCUUGGCUGGAUUUGCAGACUUCAAAUGCACUUUUCGGUUAAUCUGAAUAUCCCAAAAGGAGUCAAGCUGCCCCGACACAAUUGCCAUGCAUUGGACAACCCGUUUGAAAAGUUAUAAUUAACGUUACGUUUUCGUUAUGUUCUACAAUGUAUUAUAUAUAGACGAACACAAACCUUGAACAACGAUUUCAAAUGCACAUUAGGAUUUCUCUCGUGGAACAACACCACUCUCUCAAUUCCAAUGUGACCAUGGUUGUAACAUUGUUACUGAGCUGAGAUAACGGCUACAAAAUAACAUUUUUAUUCUGCAGAGAAAUCAUUUGCUCAUCUGUACUGGAAAUAUUGUUUCAUUAAGGAAAUUACCACUGUUUGGCAAACAUUUCUACUCGUACUGAGAACAUGCACUGCGAGACGUUAUGGAUUAUCACGUAGUCCGACACGCACACAAUCCAGAAUUUGGGAAUUGGAACCAAGUGAUGGUUUUCAGAUUUGGGAUUUUAAAAUGCUUCACACAAGACAUUGUUUACCUUCAAUAGAAUUUAGAGGACUUGCAGAGAAAAUUACAUGGAGACUCGUCUGACAUGCCAAGGAAGGAGUUACCACUACCAGAGGGUUGGGAAGAAGCCCGGGAUUUUGACGGGAAAGUCUACUUCAUCGACCACAUCAAACACGCUACUAGUUGGAUUGAUCCAAGAGACAGAUUCUUCACCGUCUGAAGAGAUGAAGAGAUGUCUAGCCUGGUGUCGUCCUCUUCAGACAAACUGGAAGAGGUCUUGCAUUCCAAUGAACAACCAGCAGACUAAACCUCUGACAUUUGCUGACUGCAUUGGAGAUGAGCUGCCUGUGGGUUGGGAGGAGGCCUACGACCCCAAUGUCGGGGCCUACUAUGUGGAUCAUAACACAAAGAGCACUCAACUGGAGGACCCGCGUGCCCAGUGGCAGCGGGAGCAGGAGGUCAUGCUGCGGGAGUACCUGGACGUGGCCAAGGACGCGCUGAGUGCCCAGAAGGAGAUUUACCAGGUGAAGGAGCAGCGCCUGCGCCUGGCCCAGCAAGAGUACCUCCAGCUCAACAACGCCUGGAGGGACAGGUCCACCUCCCAGACCAGCUUGAAUUCCAGAUCAUCCUCCAGCAGUAAAUAUGACCCAGAAAUCCUCAAAGCCGAGAUUGUCACUUCCAAAAGUAGGGUGAAUAAGCUGAAGAGAGACCUAGCCUGCAUGAAACAAGAGUUGCAGUACAAAGAGCAGGGCUUUGAAACGCUGAAAGAGAUCGACCACAAGGUGUCCAGCGUGCCUUACGGUGUCAAGCUUCACGAUGAGCAGGCCACCCUGAACGAGGUCAAGUCCAUCCGGGACGCCAUCAGCUCCGGGGAGAAGGAGAAACAGGAGCUCAUGCAGAAACUAGCAGUGCUUAAGGAUGGCUUCCAGUUGGACUCGGUGGGUUCUCAGUCUGACCUGUGGGGAAGCAGCCCCUCCCUGGCCAACUCUGAGCUGUACAUCCCCCGCCUCUACUCCGAAGCCGGAUCCCAGACCAACAUACCUGCUGAGUUUGUGACCAACACCAACAACUUGGCAGAGAAGGUGCGACUGAGCCUGAAGUAUGAAGAAGCAAAUAGAAGGAUUGCCACCAUCGAGGUGCAGAUAGCCAAGCUGGACAGUGAGGCAUGGCCAGGGCUGCUGGACCCAGAGCGUGACCGCCUCAUCCUCAUCAAUGAGAAGGAGGAGCUACUCAAGGAGCUGCAAUACAUCAAGCCUUGCAAGAAAGUGCCCAAUGACCAGGAGAAGAUAGAGACACAAAAGAAAAGGCUUGAGAGAGACCUGCAGGCUGCCAGGGACAACCAGAGCAAGGCCCUGACCGAGAGAUUAAGAUUGCACUGUAAGAGGAACAAGCUGGUGAGAGAGCUGGAGGAGAUGGUUCGCCUGGCCUCAUCACUACACACUCAGCUCAAGAGUCUUUCGGCCAGCACACUGUCGUGUUCCUCAGGCAGCAGCCGUGGCUCUCUGACCUCCAGCCGGGGCUCUUUGGCCACCACGUCAUCCCUGGGCUCCACCUCCUCCCUGAGCUUCACAGAUAUUUACCUGGAGCAGCCUGAGCUGGGAGACCCAGACUUCCAGAACAAAUUGGACUCCCUACUGCAGGAGGGUGGCCUGGGGGUCAGCUACCGGCCCUCCAGCUCCAUCACCACCAUCCACGAACACGAGGUGGUCGCUGGGGGAGAGAGAGCGGGCGACAAGGGGGGUGUUGUCGGUGGGGGAGCAGAGGCCAGAACCAGGCUACAGGCGCUGAGACUAUCAGAGACGCCAAGGUCGAUCAGUUCACUGUCGCCGAGGUCUUCGAUGUCGUCACUCUCGCCGCCCUGCUCGCCACUGGUCACGGACUCUAUAUUCCUCUCCGGGGAGAGGUUUGCGGGACCAGGGGGCCCAGGUGGGGGACUAGACAUGGAGCUGCAUAGCAGGCUGACUGAGCUGGGGCUGGACAAGGAGGAGCAGCAGCACCCUGGAGGGGUGGAGGAGGAUGCCACUACCAUAGUUGGAGAGAUGUUUAAAGAUGCCAUAGUGCAAGCCAGAGGGAUGGUGGGGGCGGGGCCUAAGAAGAUGGGCGUGAUGUCAGCAGUGUCUGAUGAGUCGGUGGCGGGUGACAGCGGGGUGUAUGAGCCCUCAGAGACGAGGUCAGUCCUCCCUGCAGAGCUGCUGCUGGGCUAUGAGGAGAGGGGAGGACCACUAGGCUGUGCCCAGGUCAGACUGGGCCUGAAGUACGAGGUGAAAGACAAGCGCUUCACCAUGUUCGUCAUGCAGCUCUCCAAUUGCAGCGUCCUCGUACUGCCACCAGACCACAAAAUAUACAUCCGUGUGGCGGUGCUCCCGUGCUCAGAGUCCACCUGCUGCCUCUUCCGGACGCGCGGCUCUCUACCCCAGGACAUUGUGGAGGUCAAUGAAGUCUUCGGUGUCCAGAUGGCCCACAAUGCCCUGCGGCAGAAGACCCUGAGGGUGGACAUAUGCCACACCAGCCUGUCUGGCCGUGAGGAGUGUCUUGCUGGUGCUCAGAUAAGCCUGGCUGAUGUCAACACCUCUGGGGAGAGAUGUGUCAAGAGCUACAACCUCCUCAGCUACUCCUUCAUGCCCCAGAUCAAUAACAAGGACAAGACUGGGACGGCUCGGCAGUCUGAAAGGAGCUCUGUCCCCACCACAGAGAGAGUAGCAGGCAGUCUGGAGGGUGACCCAGAGGAGGAUGAAUGUGUUUCAACCCUGUACAGGCACAGUGAAGAGCUGGAAGGUGAAGUGUUUGAAGAUGAAGAAAAUGACCACAUAGAGGGGGCAGGACCUCUAGAGGAAGAGGAGGGGCUAUAUCCUGACAGCAGCCAUUGGGAGGGAGAGGAAGUGACAACCAAACCGACUGGAACAGGAACCCUGGCUGAGAGGGUGAACAAGGAGACCAGUACCGGCCACCACCACCAUGUCUCCUCCUCGGUGGUCCGGCCAAAGGAGCGUCGGCCCCACCAUGUUCCCCAGCAGAAUGCCUUCUUCCAGGGCAACACCAUCAUCCGCUCCAAGACCUUCUCCCCUGGGCCCCAGAGCCAGUACAUCUGCCGGAUCAACCGCAGUGACAGUGACAGCUCCACUCUGUCAAAGAAGUCUCCUUUCGUCAGGAACGCAUCAGAGAGACGCAGCAUGCGCAUGAAGAAGCCCUCGGUGCCGGUGCGGAGCCUGGACGGGCUGCUGCGGACCAGUCUGGACCUAGAGCUGGACCUGCAGGUGUCCAGGACGCGCCACACGCGACUGGCCCAGGAGCUGCGUGUCCUCAGGGAGCUGAAGGAGCAGCUGGAGAGAGCCCGGCAGCAGGGAACCAGAGAUCUCCCCACCUGGGUGCAGGACGACGAGCGCUUUCGUCUGCUUCUCAGACAGGCCGAGAAACAGACCCGUGAGGAGCAGCUGCAGGAGCAGAGGGUGGAGAAGAUGAUGCGUGCUGCGGCCAAGGAUGUCCACAAGCUCCGAGGCCAGAGCAGGAAAGAGAUGCCUGAGGUCCAGUCCUUCAGAGAGAAGAUGGCCUUCUUCACUCGAGCAAAGACCAACAUCCCUGAUCUGCCUGUCGACGAUGUGUAGCGCAUUUCAAGUAUUCCAGUCUUAACUGCUGUUUCCAAGCAGAUGACUCUGACGCAGACUUCUGGUGGUAUUAUGAAGAAUGGAGAAUAAUAAAAUAAUAAUGUUUAGGAAAAAAUACCGUCACAUUUUUUUUGAGAUCUCAUUUUGCUAAUCUGUAUAGUUGUUUGUGUUCGCAACUAGAGCAUUGUUUUCUUCCACUCUCUCUGUAGCAGUAUUGUUACUGUUACUAAUAAGUGGAUGUUGGAAGAGACCGUUCGAUGUUUUAUGGUAAAAUCGUAAUUCCAAUACACACCAGCCCUUUCUGUGUGGAAUUUGAAAAGAUAAAGAGAGAUGCUGUUCUGUUCUUUAGCCAGGACCACUUAUUUGUUGUAGUCUAAGAUGUGGAUAUUGACCCCCAGAGGUACUUUACAUUAUUUAUAGCACAACACAUCUACAAAAUCAAUAUUGUUAUUGUAUGAUGGUGUACUAUGACCGAAUGUGUGGUUGUACAGUAUACUGAAACUGGCUGUCUGUCCCUAGUCACACUGCACAUGGUUCUCAUAGUAACCCUCACUGGUGCACACACCAUCUCUCAGCAUUGUGUAGGAAGUGCACUGACUCUCACCUAUACUCAGGUAGUUUAUUGGAUAGUUUGUGCACUUUUAAAAUGGUCAUCUAUAAAAGAGGAUGGAGGCGUUGAAGAAGUGGGAGGAGUGCUCCACUUCAGGCUGGAGUGAUUGUUGAAUCACCGCCUAACAAAGCACAUGAUUGUGAAAGACAAAAGAGGUGGAGGAGAUAACUCUUGUAUUUAAUGAAGAUCAUUGCUGGUGAUAAACUCCCCAUUGACUGUAUGAUUUAAAACGGUAGUGAAGUGAUCCAAAAACCAUGGAAUAACUGAGGACUCUAAAGUAUAUCUUAGCCUAAAGUCUGAUCACUUUUCCUGCUCUCAUCCCUUUUACCCCUUCCCUUAAAUUCUUUGUAACUGGACAUGUUGAAGACCCAUACAAACAGUAUCCCAAUUGUUCUUCUGCUAUCUUUUUUUGCAUCUCUCAACUGGACUUUCUAUAUGUAAACCUUACCUUAUCACACUAACUGGGAUAUUUGUCGAUGAGCCCUCUUCCAAAGAGGAUCUUCCCUUCCAGUCUGGGGCAGUACUAGGGACCCCUGUUACACUGGCAAAGCUUUAGUACAUACAGAGAUGAAUAAGAUCAGGUCUGCCUCUGUAUCCAUCCUGCAUGGAGCAUUGUCUCAUCAAUGACCACAGGAAUUGGCAAGACCGCACAAACAGAUCUGGGACGAGGCUACACUUCUAGUCUAGCAGCCAUGUUUCCCAAUAUAUCUCUCUGUAAGCAGACAUAACAAAGUCCUCCUGAGGAUUUCAUUUUAUCUCUGCAUGGUGCUCUCUAUGUGCCAGAGGUAUCGUUGAACAGGCUUACUGUUGGAAGUACAUAUCUGGCUCUGAUUGAUCACGUCUGUGAUCUUCACAGGCGACUAGUGGUGUCUGUGUUAAUGAAAUGUGAUGAAGAAGUGAAAUGUGUAAGUGGAUCAACUGGCAGUACAGGGAGAAAUCAGAGGGCUUUUAACUAGGCUACUGGAAACGGUACAGGAAGAAAUCAGAGGACUGUAACUAGGCUACUGGAAACAGUACAGGAAGAAAUCAGAGGGCUGUAACUAGGCUACUGGAAACAGUACAGGAAGAAAUCAGAGGGCUGUAACUAGGCUACUGGAAACAGUACAGGAAGAAAUCAGAGGGCUGUAACUAGGCUACUGGAAACAGUACAGGGAGAAAGCUGUAGACUAGAUCAGAACAGUCAGCUUGCUACUCUCUCUCUGUAAACACUUAAUAAUGGAUGGCAUUUCAGAUGAUAGAGAUGUCUUGGAUGUUGGUUUGAAGGGGUGGUCAUAAGGGGAUAUGUACAAGGGCCCCUGAACACAUGCAAAUGUCUGGAGUGUUUUGGUGAUUUUAGAUGUUUGAGAUUAGUUUUGCUUUUCAUCAAAUCCUACUCUCCCACACCCUUUUUUUAUGUUGACCAAACAUGAUUGUGUGAUACCAAUUAUAUUGGGCCUGAAUUACAAUCUAAUGAUAUUGGAGUAGCCAGAAAUGUAACCUACUUUUCAACAGAAACAUAGCUAGCUUCUUUCCCUCUCAAUAGAGCACUUUUUUGCACCAUACGUAGAGAGCACCCCAAGAUCUGAUAUACAGUCAGAGGCCACUUAAAGCUCAAUACAACAUUAGGCUAGUUCGAACUCUGUGGUGAUGUAGUGAUUUGUCCAAUCCACAACAGCCAGGAUAACAUUGAGACAGGUUCAUGCUUCAUAGAAUGUUGAGCAUAAUGACUCUGAAUAUGGAGAGGAGUCAGAGUGGAAUGAAAUCACAUGCCCAGCAUCUCAAUUUGUAUAAUAGCACAAGACCUUAGUCUGAUUUUUUUGAUGGUCAUGAAUUCGCACUAAUGUUCUGCAAAUGAUGAGUAGAGAUUCACUUGUGUCCAGUGUCUCACCCCAAUGGAUAUUGCUCUGUAGUUUGAAUACAUUCCAUGUUUCAUACCCUUUACAGAUAGAAUAAUACCCCGAUUUGAACAUCAGAAAUGAUUUUCUACUCCACCCCAUACUAAUAAUGUUAGAUCAGACAAUUGAAUUCCUUCACUGCUUUUUUCCUUACUGAUAGUCUGAAGUUCACAUGCCAUUCCAUAAUGCACUGGUUGUCUUUUUCCGCCGCCUUUGGUUUCAUGGCGUUCGCACAUUUGGUUUGCAUGCUGCCACAUAGUGUGUGGUCAAUCGCGUUACACGUCAAAAAAGAGAAGUGGGAAAAGGAACAUAUUGCACCACCAACUAAAAGGCGCUGCAUGGUCAAUCUGAUGUCUGCAUGGUCAAUCUGAUGUCUGCAUUGUCCGUGCAGCAUUUAUGGUGAUAUGGCCUCUGCAGAAGUCGGGGCAUUCAUGCUUCGCGGAGCAGUGCAGAGCUGUUGUGAAGGAUGGGGUCAAGGAAGUGAGUUUGUGUUUAUACAGUUUGUGUUCAUAAAAAUCACCACCCCAUUCCACUACUUUCACCCUAACUGAUCCUACACUACAUUUGUAAGUCGCUCUGGAUAAGAGCGUCUGCUAAAUGACUUAAAUGUAAAUGUAAAUACACUAGGCCUGGGAGGACGGGACUCUUUUCGCUGCCUCAGCAUAUGACACCUUCUGUUCUACUCUGACCCUGGCAACCUCAACCUGUCUUUCUUGCAUCGGGCACUUCUGAUCCCCAGCAACAUGGGCACCUCCACAAUGGACACUUUUUUCCCCCCACUGAUACUACACAUUCCUUUGUCACUUGCCCUCCUGCACACUUCUCAUCUCAGAAUCUCCCUCCAAUACACUGCUGCAAUAUGACCAUAAGUUUGGCAUCUGAAACACAGUGGGUUCUGCACAAAGGCUCUCACGGGAAAGCUGACAUAUCCUAACAUUACCUUUAUCAGGUGAAAAGGACAGACAGCAUCUUCUGAGUUUCACCACGCUCGCCAACGGGUCUGUGUCGCAAAUGGCGGGCAUCACAGACGCAGAGAAUCUUACAUUUCAGUUGCUCCACCUCUAAACUUAACGCCACUUUUGUAAUCACUCCUUUCAAACCUCCGCCACGUGUGUUCUGGCUUUGGCCCAACCCAUCAGUUUCUAGACGGCCCGAAAUAUGUUGCAUUUGGUGAAGUGUCAGGAACGUACGCCUAUCCAGACCAUAGAGAAAGAGGAAUCAUCUUUGUAUUGGCCAUUAUAGUGUAUGUGACAGCAUGGGCAGCGCCAUUGAGGCGAUUUCCAUUUUGAAGUAAUUGAUUUUCUUCAUGAUUUUGCUGAUCUCUCCUGAUGACCCGGUUGGACAUGGAAGUCCCACCCAGCUGACUACAUUAAAAUGGUAGAAGUCCUCAAUGGCGCUGCCCAUGUUAAUAUGGCCUUUUGACCACUAGAGGCCUCUAUCAUUCUUUAUGAUCCAGACUCAUUGCAGAGAAUAAACUAAAGUCUGUGGUCGUGGCGUAGUGUUUGACUGGAGCAGGAGCCUGGGUAGCCAGGCAAAUCAGAGGAAACCAUCAGACAAACUCCUUGAAUACCCUACUCUUUGAAGUUUGCUCAACAAAUUGUUUUACCCUUUAGUGUGUGUACUUUAAUGUAUUGAUACUUGGGAUAUUGCUUUUUAAUAGGAAAAGUUACAAAAUUGCUGCUGGAGGACAUCUUUAAAAUGCACUACAUGACCAAAAGUAUGUGGACACCUGCUUGUCAAACAUCUCAUUCCAAAAUCAUGGACAUUAGCAUGUAGUUGGUUCCCCCUUUGCUGCUACAACAGCCUCCACUCUUCUGGGAAGGCUUUCCACUAGAUGUUGGAACAUUGCUGCAUGGACUAGCUUCCAUUCAGCCACAAGCAUUAGUGAGGUCAGGCAAUUAUGUUGGCCAAUUGUCAUGCUGAAACAGGAAAGGGUCUUCCCCAAACUGUUGCCACAAAGUUGGAAGCACAGAAUUGUCUAGAAUUUCAUUGUAUGCUGUAGCGUUAAGAUUUCCCUUCACUGGAACUAAAGGGCAUAGCCCAAACCAUGAAAACAGCCCCAGACUAUUCCUCCCCCACCAAACUUUAUUUUUUAUUUUUUUAUGUAUUAAUUUAGAUUUUAUUUGUUAUACCUUUUAUUUAACUAGGCAAGUCAGUUAAGACUGUAUAGGAACAAUGGGUUAACUUCCUUGUUAAGGGGCAGAACGACAUAUUUUUACCUUGUCAGCUUGGGGACUCGAUCUUGCAACCUUUUGGUUACAAGUUCAACACUAACCACUAGGCUACCUGCCGCAUAGUCCGUCGGACUGCCAGAUGGGGCGGCAGGUAGCCUAGUGGUUAGAGCGUUGGACUUGUAACCGAAAGGUUGCAAGAUCGAAUCCCAAGCUGACAAGGUCGUUAACCAACUGUUCCUAGGCAGUCAUUGAAAAUAAGAAUGUGUUUGUAAUUGACUUGCCAAGUUAAAUAAAGGUUAAAAAUAAAAUGAAAGGUGAAGCGUGAUUCAUCACUCCAGAGAACGCGUUUCCACUGCUCCAGCCGACGCUUGACAUUGUGCAUGGUGAGCUUAGGCUGCUCGGCCAUGGAGACCCAUUUCAUAAAGCUCCCGACUAACAGUUCUUGUGCUGACGUUACUUUGAGGCAGUUUGGAAAUCUGUAGUGAGUGUUGCAUCCGAGAACACGAUUUUUACGCGGUCCUGUUCUGUGAGCUUGUAUUCUACCACUUGGCGGCUUAGCCGUUUGGGCUCUUAGACGUUUCCACUUCUCAAUAACGGCACUUAUAGUUGACUGGGGCAGCUCUAGCAGGGCAGAAAUGUGACAAACUGACUUGUUGGAAAGGUGGCAUGCACGCUGAAAGUCACUGAGCUGUUUUUCUAUGUAGAUGGCUGUGUGCUCAAUUGUAUACGCCUGUCAGUAACGGGUGUGGCUGAAAUAACCUAAUCCACUAAUUUGAAGGGGUGUCUACAUACUUUUGUGUAUGUAUAAGGUGUUACAAAAAGUUUUAGUUUGGACCAUUUCUAUCCUUUCACAAUUUUACAAACUGUACAAUGUUGCACUUCACCACUGUAAAGGAAAGUCACUAUUCAUGGCACAGCAAUUUAUUCUACAUGAACUGCAUACUGUGAAUGGAUCCUUUGGAGAGUGUGCCUUUUUAGAUUAAAUAUGAUUUUAACCUGAGGCGAAAAUGUGGUCACCAUCCAAAAACAGAUAACACUACUUUUUGUUGCCUCAAAUAACGUGUACUGUUUGCAUUUGAAUGUGAACUGUUUACUUUUUAAAAAUCAUGAUUUACUCCAGUGUAGAGAGAGUAAACUAAUCAGAGGUCUUAUAUUAGGACUUCUUAUUGGAUUUCAGUGUGGAUGGAACAGUGCUAUCUAUAUGUGAUUAACUGAAGCUAGCCAUGAUUGACUAGAUGGUUUGUAACUUGGAUCUAAAGGCUUAAAUGUACUAUUAUAACACCACCCAGCAUGUGUAUUGUUGACAGAAGUGGUCAAUAUAAUCAGAAAUUAACGAUUAAGUAAGUCUUACUUCAAGUCAUCAAAAACCAUCACUGUCAGAACCUGAAGCUGGUAGCAUUGAAUGAUUUGUCGUCAUGUAGGAUGUGAUAUAAUUAUUGUUUUGAAGUUCAAGUGCAUUUUUGUUUUAUUAUUAUAAAGUUUUAAUCUGUUGUAUUAAGGAUGGCAAAGAACCUGGUAUGUGUAUGGAAAUUAUUUGAGAAAUGUAUUUAUUGCACUUUCUGAUUUGGGUGUGUGGUGUUUGUUUCCUUUCUCGUGAGACUCCUGAAAGCUGUGAAUUUUAUCAUGGACACUGUACCGUCAACCAGAAUUGUAAAUAUUUCACCAGCACAAAAAUGUUUUGUAGUUUCACAACAAGUAAAACAAGUUUUUUUUUGUUCUA